UUUCCAUAAUUCUAAUAUGACGUAUCGCGUCACAAAUCCUACAAAAAAUUUAUCUCUAACAGAAGAAUAUCUUCAAACGAUCACAUAUCUCAUUGAAAAUAAAUCAUUAUCGUCUCGCACUUCUAUAAUCCUCGAGGAUACGUAUGUCAAAUACAAAUUGAACAAAGAUUAUAAAAUAAAGUAUUGACGUGGACGCUGGAACCGAUCAUUCUCGAGAAGACUCGAUAAAAAUCAUUAAAUGUUACGACACGCAUAAACAAACUACACCUAUCGCAGAUAUUUGCAUAUUCGUAAAAAUAUACAAUAAUGAUAGUCGCAAAAUUGUUCGUAGUGAAUAAAAAAAAAUUCAUCAACGUCCAGAGAAUAACAGCAUGGAACUUCAUCGUCGACAAACUCGAUGGAAUCUCACACAUUGAAGAAAACAGAAACACCCAUGAGAGAUUCCAAGCCACCUUGGUUUACUUUUAAAACGGUCCAGGACUUUUCAUUCAAGCGACCUUGCGAUCAGGAGAUGAUGCUGUUCAACGAUGUAUUUUCUGAUUUUUCUCUGUCCGAUGUAGGCUAUGAUAAAGAGAUGAAGAAGCGUAUCAGACAGUGGAUGGCGAAUGAAGGGCGAUCUUCGGCAAUUACCCUAAGCACGAGCAAUCAAACUAAAAGGGGACUCAAACUCCGGUGGAAAUCCCGAACAAAGAACGCAAAAAGAUAAUCAACGGAAAAAAAAUGGGUCUAAACGACCCAUAAAGAGCCACCCUCUAAGAGAAAAAGUUACUUUGACGAUUUCCAUUUUCUUUUUGCUAUUCUUAUAUAUGAAGAAACAUGUAGCGGAACAGGUUGCAAUAAUGAAGGAAUAGAAAGCUCCUUUCUUUUAGCUGUUCCUUUAAGAAGAUACUAUAUAUUCGAUCUAAAUCAAAACUUGAAAUUACGUCAUGGCGGUCCAAUUCGGGGUUGGCAGUGUCACGCCUAUUAAUUUCUAAACAUGGAGCUAUUCGCCUCCGGGUCGACAUCAGGAUAGUAGAUUUUAUCUGACAAUGGCAACAAGAUCACCGACACAUGGGCAAAAAUCGCAUGGAUCCGGUGAACGUGUAUGUCUUUUUAUGUCAGUGCCACAAUUUGGAGAAAGUGCGUCCUUGGCAGGUUUUACAAUAUCACGACCCGGCAUUGGUAUAUGUAUCACAUUACAUAAACGAAAGGAAGGCCAGAGUAUAAGGGAAAAAAGUUAAACGGCUUAUGUGACGUAGCAGUAUUCUUUUAUGCAAUACAGAAAAAGCGAGUAACUCGAAAAAAGAUCAUUCACGUGAAUCAAACAAGUUAUUACGUGAUGCAUAUAAUUGGCGACAUCGGUCAAUUCUGCUGGUUAAUGAGGCUCAAAUAAAUUUAAUUCGUUAAAACUUAUUUUCGUACCCUCUUGCUUCAUGAAAACAUCUUAAUUGGACGAAUAUUAAAUACCAAGCAUAUGUAUAUUUAAGUUGUGCAAAAUUACAAAAUAGAAAUACGUAAAGUAAUCGUGUUUACGUAAUUGCCGAAACUUUACCAGAUAAAUAUUGUGUGAUAUCGUAGAAACGUCAAUAAAAUCUAAUUUCAUGAUGCGAUAAAAACUUUUACGCUGAAGAAGAAGCUUCUUCCUUAACAUUAUGUUGGAACAUAAUGUUAUGAUUGAUACGAUUGUUCCGUAUGCUUAUAAAAUUAGUGAUCUUAAUUGAGUCAAGACCACGCCCGACAUUCGACCAUGUCCCCCCUUAACCUGGCUAUGUUCCACCACUUUCUUAAUGGUUCCUUACGAAAAAAAGUGUACCAUGAUACAAUUUCCCUCUCCCUUGAUCAGCCAUACCCAAUCAAAUUGGAAACGGUGGCACCCAAAAUUCAAUUGAUCCCCCUGCAAGCUUUGUUGCAUAUAAAUACCGGGCCAAGUUUCGUAUUCUGUCAGAGCACAGCGGGUCCUUCACUCAAAAGCAAAAUGGCAUUCAAGUUCGUAGUACUCGCAGCCUUCCUGGCAGUAGCCAGUGCCGGUGGCCCAGCCGCUUAUGACAUCGCAGCGUCGUCUGGUGACCACAGCAGCAUCGGUUUCAGCCAGGAGUCCACCCAGAAAGGUUUUGCCGGUCAGAACGUGAUUUCUUCUUAUUCGAAGUCCGACGACUCCGCUCAUUCCUUUGUCCGCGUGAGCAGCCACAGCGUCAGCAACGACGGUCUCCUCAACUACGAAAUCAGCCAUACUCCUAUCGUGAAGGCGGCCUACACUGCUCCAGCCUACCUCACGCCAACCGCUGCUCCCCUCAUUGCCAAGACAUACGCUGCCCCGUACAGCUACAGUGCUCCCUUGGUCACCAAGGCCUACGCCGCCCCAUACAGCUACGCAGCUUCAGCUCCUCUGAUCGCUAAGACUGCAGUCGCUGCACCAGCUCCUCUUCUGACCAAGACUUACGCCGCACCUCUGUCCUACGCUGCGCCAGCUGCUCAUUUGUCCUACGCCGCACCAGCCGCUCAUCUGUCCUACGCAGCACCAACCGCUCAGCUGUCCUACGCUGCAGGUGCUCCUCUCCUCGCCAAAAGCUACGGAUACGCUGCCCAUGCUCCAGUCAUUGCCAAGAGCGCCCUGAUCGCGCCAGCCCAUGGAUACACCGCCUCCAUCGCCUCAGCACCUCUUCUAACUAAGACUUAUGCCGCCACUCCUCUCGCCCAUGCAUACGCUCCACAGGCUCAAUUGAUCUCCAAAGCCUACGGAUACGAAGCGGCUGCCCCCGUCGUGCACACGGUAUUCAACGGUCUCGGUACCAGCUACGCCUGGUAAAUCUUUGUGACCCUAUAUGUUAAGCCUUUCGGUUUCUUCUUCUUGGAUUUCUUCAGUCUUCCGAACAAGAUUUUGAAUAUUUGACGAUUCUAAGAAGUACAUAUCUUUUCUUCAGUGAAGUUCAAUUGCGUUAUGAUUAUGACGGUGAAUUUUAUUGAAGAGGAAGUAUCGAUGAUCAGGAUGAUUUAUCAGGAACGAAAGACUUAACAGAACCGGAUUCAAACUUGUAGAUAAAUGUUUUAACAAUUCCGCGCUAUCAGGACAGUAGAAAUUGAUUAUAUAAAGGACUCAAAUAGAUGUAUGAAUGUUGCGUAUAAGUAGGUAUAGGUGAUAUUAAUUUUAUUUAUAUUAUACACACCAGCUACCUUUAUGAAACACAUUUAACGAAACACAUUUUCGAUUCCGAAGAAUUUUUCACACAUUCAAAUAAUUGAGAAAUAAAUUUUCAAUUUUCCAAUAAUA
Molecule: messenger RNA, 3247 nt
Organism: Bombus impatiens (common eastern bumble bee)
Lineage: Eukaryota; Metazoa; Arthropoda; Insecta; Hymenoptera; Apidae
Product: pupal cuticle protein G1A
Exons: 2
Coding region: 1727-2785 (352 amino acids)
Source: RefSeq, a predicted model, not a curated record